CAUGUCCAAGCCGGGAGUUAAAAGGUUUAGGCUCUAAUCCAUGUUCCGCCAUCUCCUCUAUGUGACGUCCAGCAGGUCACUUCACUCUCUGCGCCUCAGAUCUCCUCCCCAGUAGAAAAGGGAUAAUAAAAACAGCUACAACACAAUACUGCUGUGAGGCACAGAAAAAGAGGUUUUGGGUUCCAGAGUUUGCACCUUCAUCUCCCUCACAGUUGAGGGACGCCCCCAGGAAAGGGGAAGAGACGAGAGCAAUGGCAGGGAGCCUCUCUUUGGGGGCAGGCAGGGUCCUAUGGGGCCGGGCGCCCCUAUCCUGCAGAAGCUUCUCUCUGGGUAUUCCUGGAAUGUUCCACGUAAGGCUCACCCUCCCGCCUCCCAAAGUGGUUGAUCGUUGGAACGAGAAGAGGGCUAUGUUCGGGGUGUAUGACAACAUCGGGAUCCUGGGAGGCUUUGAAAUGCACCCCAAAGAACUGAUCAGGGGCCCCAGAUGGCUUAGAGGCUGGAAGGGGAAUGAAUUGCAACGUUGUAUCCGAAAGAAGAAAAUGGUUGGAAAUCGAAUGUUCCUUGAUGACCUGCACAACCUUAACAAACGCAUCAGCUACCUCUACAAACACUUUAACAGACAUGGAAAGUACCGGUAGAAGAGAAAGCUGGGAACUGUGGAAGAGACACAUCUGUCCGGGGGGGGGGGGGGGGGGGGGGGGAC
Neofelis nebulosa (Clouded leopard) is the source of this 703-nucleotide messenger RNA. It is a transcript of the gene MRPL51, whose product is annotated as mitochondrial ribosomal protein L51. The record is from RefSeq and is a predicted model, not a curated record. The transcript has 4 exons. NCBI's taxonomy places the organism in Eukaryota, Metazoa, Chordata, Mammalia, Carnivora, Felidae. Gene Ontology annotation, cellular component: mitochondrial large ribosomal subunit. Gene Ontology annotation, biological process: translation. Gene Ontology annotation, molecular function: structural constituent of ribosome. The coding region runs from base 252 to 638 and encodes 128 amino acids.